AUGUUGUUUGAAAUAUUUGCCUUCUAUUUAUAUUUUAUUAGGGUACCGAUCUUGGCUGCUCCACCUCCAACUACUAGAAGUGAUGACCCUCGCCUCAAAUCCGAGCUUGACAAAAUCAAUGAAUGCUUUGGUCACGGAGAAUUUGAUGUAAAGUGGAAUGUUUAUGUUUUAAAAUUGGCUUUAGCCCUGAAGUUUUGCUGCGAUUGCGGGGAACCUUUGAAGGAUGUGAUUGGAGCUAAGUGGCCGACUGGAGUAGGAGAUCUUUACUUAGCUGUUACCGUUAAUGAAGGCAUAUUUCACACACUCGCGAUAGAAGAAGGACGAUCGGAGAGAGAACAAGCAAUACGAAGCAAAAUCUAUACGGUGAGAAGUCAGUUCCACAUUUUGACGGAAAUAGCUUUUGCAUUUACGGGGUUUUUGUAG
Molecule: messenger RNA, 423 nt
Organism: Cylicocyclus nassatus
Lineage: Eukaryota; Metazoa; Nematoda; Chromadorea; Rhabditida; Strongylidae
Source: the annotation of a GenBank genome assembly